Fomitopsis serialis is the source of this 1109-nucleotide messenger RNA. RefSeq lists its product as uncharacterized. The record is from RefSeq and is a predicted model, not a curated record. Lineage: Eukaryota; Fungi; Basidiomycota; Agaricomycetes; Polyporales; Fomitopsidaceae. The transcript has 4 exons. The coding region runs from base 111 to 842 and encodes 243 amino acids.
GCAGCGCAGCCAAUGGGGCGUGUGCCGCGGUGCCGGCGUGGCGCGGGGAGCGGGCUGUGAUUCGCUGGAGGGGACGCGGGCGUGUGACGCUGGGCGCGACACGUCUUGCCAUGCUCGUCCACUGGCUCCUCCUCGCUGCCCUCCCGCCCGCGCUCGCAGACGCGUCGCCCCGCCUCUUCCACCGCCUCCUCGACCCCGCCAGCCCCGACGCGCCCUUCGUUCCCCGUGCCGUCCUCUCGGUCACCGGGUCUCGCCAUGCCGCCCGCGCCAGCCUCGCGCCCGCCCAGAGCCUCGAGGCCGACCUCUCCCAAUUUGCCACCGCCCUUCAGCACACCCCUGGCGCGCUCUACCAGGUCGCACUAGAGCGCGAGGGCGCAGACCCCUCGACAUGGGACAUUUCGUCCGUCAAGGCCUGCUACCUGCCCCACAGCACGUCCGAGGAGAUCACCGUUCACCUAGACUCGGAUGGCACACCCUUCGCGGUCGACUACUUCGUCGGCCCUGUCCCACAUGACGGCUCGUGCCCCAAGCACAAGCGCAGCCACAGAAAGAGCAAUACAAAAAUACCACCAGGCGAGGCGUCGCCCGAGAGCGAGAGCGCUCCCGAGCUGUUCCAUACGCAGAACACGACCAUCUUGCUUAAGUCACCGAGGCUGCCACCUCUACCGAGCCUGCGCGUCCCACCGCCGUUAACGCCUGAAGGCACUCCGUUUGUGGCACCUCCUGAGAAGUCGUUCCUGCAGAAAUACUGGAUGUAUAUUGCUGUAGCCGUAGUCGCGCUCAUGAUAGCCCCGGGAGGCGAAGAAGAGAAGGAGGGUGGCGGCGGUGGUGGCAGGCGAUGAAUGGUUCCCCGCAACUGUUGAACUAGAUGUGUGCGGCUGGCACAUGUUCAGCUCCCAGGUUGUCUCGGUAGCAUCUGGUCUCAGCAUCUGUGCGGGGAAUAGCCAUAUGCAGAUCGCUAUCCACCGCCGCACUGCAUCCUCUGAUCGGCCGCACGCGUCAGGUUGCUUCUCGACGUGUCCAGGUAGACGUACCAAGCAUGCUGUACAAUAAAGGGCGUUGAUUCAUUAGUAAUUUCUAUAUUGCCCCGCAGGCAAAUUUUCCCAAAA